Messenger RNA from Monomorium pharaonis (pharaoh ant), 2330 nucleotides. RefSeq lists its product as uncharacterized. Lineage: Eukaryota; Metazoa; Arthropoda; Insecta; Hymenoptera; Formicidae. The record is from RefSeq and is a predicted model, not a curated record. Gene Ontology annotation, cellular component: nucleus; transcription regulator complex. Gene Ontology annotation, biological process: regulation of transcription by RNA polymerase II. Bases 1 to 1329 code for a protein of 442 amino acids. The transcript has 6 exons.
AUGAAGCCGUGGCCAAAGCAUCGAGGGGUGGAUCUCGAUUCUGAUGGACUGUCAAACGACGACACGGAGAGUCAGGACCAGAUAUCAGGCAACAUCGGGGCCGAUGCCAUCUGUCGAAUAGCCGAGUGUGGGAACGGAGGAUUUGGCGCGGUUGGCAACACUGAGGACCAGUGGAAGAAGCGGGAAAUUGCACCGGUGCAGACAUGCGGGAUUUGUGAAACAAUUUGCAAUCUCGUCGAUGUGUCAAACCACAAAUGUCUGGAGGGAUAUGAUUGUUAUGUCGAUGAUAAGACAUUUUAUUUUUACCCGCUUUUAAGUAAAUAUUUUAUUUUCUAUAAGUGCAUUUUAUUUUGUUGUACGUAUAUUUCUAAACUUAAUAUUUUUUUUACAUGUGAUGGAAAAAAGUGUCUACGCCGUGUCUACAUUAACGGCGUAGAGGAAAUAGUUGAGGCCGAAGUUGGUGCAACUUUCAGCCCAGAUAUACUCGUGGCAAGAAAUUGUCAAUUGGCGAAUUCCAACUGCCAAAUUGCAGACAAUGUAAAAAAUGUGGGCAGCAAAAAAUCUAAAGUUCCUUCCAAAAAAAAGGCCUCAAAGAAAUUGUCUCUAGAAGAGGAAGAGCAUUUAAUUUUGACCGUCCAACAAAGAAAACCUCUGUGGAACAUUAGUCAACCGGUAGACCAGAGGUCUAGGGAAACUCGGAAACGACUCUGGCAAGAAGUUGCUAAUGAAUUGAAUGGUGUACUCGAUGUAGCUGCUGUACAGCAGAAAUUUAAAUCAUUACGCGAUACAUAUCGCAAAAUUGUCCAGUCAGAGCAGUACCUUCCAAGUGGAUCUGGGAGGAAUGAAAAUGAGGAUCGUCACAAGUGGAAGCAUUAUGACAUAAUGGAAUUUCUUUGUGAUACCAGUCUAUCAAAGGACACAUCGAGUAAUAUUCCUAGCACAGAGAACGAGUUAAAUAAUUCGGCGGAGUCAACUUUUGGAAUUCAAAGUUUGAUUGACAUAGCUCCAGAUGACAGUAAUAGCACAGAAACACCAAGUACUUCUACGAGUACAAAAAGGCGAAGACUCAAUACAAAUUCCAGUAGCGCUAGCGAUAUAUUAGCUGCUUCUACGAAUCCGUUGGAUAAAUUAAUCCAAAUUUUUGAAAGACGAGAAAACGCGCUAAAUGUACCACCAAAUACAAAUGAUCUACUCGAUGAAGUGGAUCAUAUGUUACAAACAGCAGCAAUACAGUUGCGCAAAAUGUCGCCUAAACUACAAAUGCAAACUCUAGAAGAUAUUGUUCAAAUGACUUUCUCCAGACUGAGUGAAGAAAUGAAUAAAAAUUAAUUUUUUUAGCUGAAUUUUUUAGAAGAUUCCGACAACAAAUUUUUUAUAUUUUUAUACAAGCAUAAUUAAUCUUAAAUUUUAAUAAAAUAAAUAAAUGUAUGUAAUAAGUAAAUGUAUGGUUUUUAAUUUUUGUCUUAAUUUUUUUUCCUUCAAAAUAUAAAUAUACGUGCAAUGAUAGAGAAUACAUACAAUUUAGACAUACAAUAAUAAAAAAAAUAUCAAAUAUUUAUUUAUUCAGAUUAUUACCAAUUUCUUCAUGCAAAUCCGUAAUGAUAAUUUCAAUUAUUGUUGUUGAAGAUAUUGGUAGGGUAUAGCACCCUCACCGUUAAAAUAAUCGCAAAAUUCAUCUCUGAUGUUCAUGGCAACUCGAGAAGAAUUAUUUGAGCCACAAUUACCAAGAUUUCUUAAGGCCUGAUUGCUAUCUAUUUCUUUCCUCCAACUUCCAGGAAUAAAACCAUUAGGUCCAUUGCAAUCAAUCAUAUCCGCAGAAAUAUACUCAUUUUUGUCUAAAUCCUGUUUUCGAAGCCAAUUAUGAAUGCAAAUGAUAGCCUGUACAAUUUGCAUUGUGUUUUUUAUAGAAGCGUCAAUAGGCUUUUUCAAUAUUCUCCAUUGACUCACAAGAAUUCCAAAAGUAUUUUCUAUUGUUCUACGUGCACGACUGAGACGAUAAUUAUAGAUGUUUUUUUCAUGAGUAAGUCCUCCUUUUCCUGGAUAUGGUCUUAACAAAAAAUUAGCUGGAACGCUUCAUCACCGACAAGAACAUAUGGCAUAGGAUCACCAUCGACUAUGAGUUUUUUAGGUUCUGGCAGUCCCAUUUCAUUAUUAUAAAAUUUCUGACCCACAAUAGAAUCUCAGAAAAUUCCACCGUCACUACGCCGGCCAUAAGCGCCAAUGUCGACGAAUGUAAACAUGUAGUUGGCAUUGCAUAUCCCAAGCAAUACAAUACUAUGAUAGUUCUUGUAAUUAUAAUAUAAUGACCCAGCAUUAUGGGGACACUAAAA